CAGAGAGAGCAGCAUGGCAGAAUUCACCAGUCGAGAGGUUUACCAGGCAGAGUUUGAUCCAAGAAGCUAUCUGGAAUACUUCCAGUUUGGAGCAGGCACCUUGGGUGAUGAAGCCAUUGAAUUUUACCUGAAACACCUUUGCAAGAUCUUUGCUUCAGGGCGCCUGAAAGGGGACACCCUGAUCGACCUGGCCAGUGGGCCCACCAUCCACCAGUUCCUCUCUGCCUGUGAGUCCUUUGGGAGCAUCGUCGCCUCCGAUCCCGUUGAGAGGAACCGCCGGGAAAUCGAGAUGUGGCUGAAGAACAAACCGGGAGCCUUUGACUGGACCCCAGUGGUGAAGUAUGUGUGCGAGCUGGAAGGAAACAGGGACAAAUGGGCUGAGAAGGAGGCGAAGGUGAGGAGGACCAUCCAGCAGGUCCUCUACUGUGACGUCCUGCAGAGCAACCCACUGGCUCCGGUCAGCCUGCCCCCGGCGGACUGCGUGCUGGCUGUGGAGUGCCUGGAGGCGGCUUGCAAAGAUCUUGACACCCUGCGAGCCGCCCUGAAGAACAUCAGUUCCCUGCUGAAGCUCGGGGGAGCCCUGGUGCUUGAAGGGAUCCUGGGGUGCAGUUUCUACAUCGUGGGCUCUCGUAAGUUCUCCAGCUUGGUCCUGACCGAGAAGUCCCUGAGGGAUGCUCUCCACGCAGCCGGGUUUGCCGUUGUCGAGUAUGAGGCAGAGCCCAGGUUUGACAAGGAUAUGUUAGACGCCUGUGAUUUCUCCGAUAAAUAUUUCCUCCUUGCCCGCAAGGAGAAAGAGGCCUAAAGCGGCCAAAGAGCAAAGGGGGUGCCCACGUUAGCCUUAGAGCUGAGGAGGCCCAAGAUCCACGGCCAUCUCUGCCGUUGGCUCAUCGUGCGGCCUUGGCUAAAUCGCUUACCUUUCAGCCUCGGUUCUCUAACCUGUAAGAAUGAAAAUCAUAGCUUAGGAUGCUGGGAAGGCAAAAAAAAAAAAA
Messenger RNA from Gekko japonicus, 989 nucleotides. Its product is annotated as nicotinamide N-methyltransferase-like. The transcript has 3 exons. The record is from RefSeq and is a predicted model, not a curated record. Lineage: Eukaryota; Metazoa; Chordata; Lepidosauria; Squamata; Gekkonidae. Gene Ontology annotation, cellular component: cytosol. Bases 14 to 802 code for a protein of 262 amino acids. Gene Ontology annotation, molecular function: N-methyltransferase activity.